Lachancea nothofagi CBS 11611 is the source of this 345-nucleotide messenger RNA. The record is from the annotation of a GenBank genome assembly. NCBI's taxonomy places the organism in Eukaryota, Fungi, Ascomycota, Saccharomycetes, Saccharomycetales, Saccharomycetaceae.
AUGGCCGCUGGAGGACCGCAAUGUACUCUGGUCGACAAUUCCAAGAAACGGAAACGAGCUACGAGGGAAAGCUCGUUGUCUGAAGACCAAAAACGGCAAAAUCACGUAUCCUCGGAGCAGAGACGCCGCCAAGCGAUGCGUCAAACAUACGACACUCUAGUUGAAAUGGUCCCGGACCUGACGGCAUCCCAAAGCCGGUCAGAAAUGCAAAUAUAUGCUCGAAGCUACAACUACUUGGCAUGGUUAUAUGAACGGAAUCGCCUACUGCGCGAGGAGCUAAAACAAAAAACCGGUUCUGAUGCUCCGUCGCAUCUGGAAUGGAACAUUCCUACCCAGAACAAAUAG